GGGCCGGGUGAAUGGGAUUGAAGAAGAGUUCAGCUUCUCGGCUUGUUUUUGUGUCACAGUUUCUCUUCUCCUGCGCCUCUUCUGCUUCGUUCCUUUCUUCCGGCCUGUCCCCUCCUCCCCGCUGCAGGAGGAGCCCCCCGGGGAGAGGGGAAGGAAAAGGACCCCUCAGAGGAGAGAGAAGAGGAAAGCAGGAGGAGGAGGAGGAGGAGGUGGAAGAGGAGGAGGAGGAGGAAAAGGGAGCAACCAACCAACCAACCAUCUUCCACUCCCAGCUUAGAUUAAAGAAAGUGAGAGGAGGAGGAGGAGAGAGGAGCCAAGAAGAGGGGGACAGGGAGGCCCAGAAGAGCAGCUGCACCACCGUCUCCCUAUGAAGAGGAGUCCUUUCCCCUCAAAGAGGUCCUGCAAGGGGGACCCCAGCCAGACAUCAGCAGCAACAUCACCACCACCAGCAGGGGGGGCUAAGGAGCUGAAGCUAAUACUUGUUUUCUAAAACUGCAAUAGUGUAAAGAAGAGAAGAUUUCCUUAACUCAGAAGCAAGUGUCUGAAGGUGGUCGGGAUUUAGUAACCUCGACAGCUCAAAGUGGAUAAGGUAGAGAAUGGAGCUGCAGACUCUACAGGAGGCUCUGAAAGUGGAAAUUCAGGUUCACCAGAAACUGGUUGCCCAAAUGAAGCAGGAUCCACAGAAUGCUGAUCUGAAGAAGCAGCUUCAUGAACUCCAAGCCAAAAUCACAGCUUUGAGUGAGAAACAGAAAAGAGUGGUUGAACAGCUGCGGAAGAAUUUGAUGGUAAAGCAGGAACAGCCAGAUAGUAAGUUUCAAAUACAACCAUUGGCACAGUCAGAAAAUAAAAUACAAACGCCACAGCCACUACAGCUACAGCAGCAGCAGACCACUGCACCCUCUCCAAACCUGCUGGGAUCGCAGAAGACUGUAACUACAGCUUCUAUGAUCACCGCUAAGACACUACCUCUCGUCUUGAAAGCAGCAACAGCAACCAUGCCUGCCUCUGUUGUAGGUCAAAGACCUACAAUUGCCAUGGUGACUGCCAUCAACAGCAGCCAGAAAACUGUCCUUAGCACUGAUGCACAGAACACACCAGUCAACCUCCAGACAACAAAUAAAGUCACUGGUCCAGGAACAGAGGCAGUCCAAAUAGUGGCAAAAAAUACAGUCACGUUGCAGGUUCAAGCUACGCCUCCUCAGCCCAUCAAAGUGCCACAGUUCAUCCCUCCUCCCAGACUCACACCUCGUCCAAAUUUCCUUCCACAGGUUCGGCCUAAACCAGUUGCCCAGAAUAACAUCCCUAUAGCCCCAGCCCCACCUCCUCCUAUGCUUGCUGCUCCUCAGCUUAUUCAGAGGCCUGUGAUGCUGACGACGAAGUUCACAUCCACCUCCUUACCCUCCUCACAGAAUUCCAUACACCCAGUCCGUGUUGUGAAUGGGCAAACAGCAACCAUAGCCAAAACUUUUCCAGUGGCACAACUCACCAGCAUUGUUAUAGCAGCCCCAGGUACCAGGCUUGCUGGACCUCAAACUCUACAGAUCAGCAAACCAAAUGUUGAGAAACAGACUAUCAAGCCCCAAGCAGAAACAGAGGAGAAGCCAACAGAAAUUCAUAUUGUUACCCCUCCUGCACCACCCAAGCCAAAACGAGAAGAAAAUCCACAGAAACUUGCCUUCAUGGUAUCUCUUGGACUGGUUACACAUGACCAUCUAGAAGAAAUACAAAGUAAGAGACAAGAGAGAAAACGAAGAACAACAGCAAAUCCAGUGUACAGCGGAGCUGUUUUUGAGCCUGAGCGCAAGAAGAGCGCAGUCACAUACCUGAAUAGCACAAUGCAUCCUGGGACACGUAAACGAGGUCGUCCACCUAAAUACAACACGGUGCUGGGGUUUGGGGCUCUGACCCCCACAUCCCCUCUGUCCAGUCAUCCUGACUCCCCAGAAAAUGAAAAGACAGAGACCACAUUUACUUUCCCCGCAACUGUUCAACCUGUGUCCCUGCCCAGCCCCAGCUCCGCAGACGGUGAUAUCCACGAAGACUUUUGCAGUGUGUGCAGAAAAAGUGGGCAGUUGUUGAUGUGUGACACGUGCUCACGUGUGUAUCACUUGGACUGUCUGGACCCACCUCUGAAAACUAUUCCCAAGGGCAUGUGGAUCUGUCCCAAAUGUCAAGACCAGAUGCUAAAGAAAGAAGAAGCAAUUCCAUGGCCAGGGACUUUAGCAAUUGUUCAUUCGUAUAUUGCAUACAAAACAGCAAAAGAAGAGGAAAAACAGAAAUUACUGAAAUGGAGUUCAGAUCUAAAACAGGAAAGGGAACAGCUAGAACAGAAAGUCAAACAACUCAGCAAUUCUAUAACAAAAUGUAUGGAAAUGAAGAACACCAUCCUGGCAAAACAGAAGGAAAUGCACAGUUCAUUGGAGAAGGUAAAACAGUUAAUCCGCCUCAUCCAAGGCAUCAACCUUUCAAAAUCCAUAAACUCGGAGGGCAGUUCAGUGGCCAUCUCCAACGGCAUGGACUCCGCCAAUAAUGCGAAUGCUGCCACCUCCACCCCCACCUCUUCCCCCGCCCAGAGCUGCAUGGUGAACUGUAACAAGGGCAAUGAGACUAAAUAACAGAGCACAGUAAGAAGGAACCGGGGGAGAUGGCGGCAGGGAGGAUGAGCAAAACAAUAAAAACUCUCUAGGAAAGCAAAGCUGGAUUUCUUCUGGAAAGCGCAGAACUCUUUGGUUCCAGAAAGAGCGCGAAGAGGCUUGUGCCGGGCGGCACCAGAGUUGCCAAUCGAUCCUUCUUAUUCUGUGUGUACAUGCAAAGUUUGGACCAUGUUACAUGAAUAGUGCCAGCUGGAGGUUCUUAGCCAGCACCAUGCCAAGUUAAAUAAUAUAUUUACUCUCUCUAUAUUUUACACCAGUGUGUGCCUGCAGCAGCCUCCACAGCCACUAUAGGUUUGUUUUAUUUUUAUUUGGGGGUGGGGAGCAGGGAGGAGGAGCAGGUUUCGAAUCUUAUCUGCAAACCAGUUUGUUUAGCGAGGGAAACUUCAAGUCCAAAGAGCCUGUGGGCUUAUCCUGUUUCUAAAUUCUCCGAACUACUAAACCAAAAAUCCAGAAAUAUGAAUUAACAAGACCUAGGUCCAGGAGGGUGGGGUGGGGGUGGGUGACGGGAUCAAGCCUAUCCAAUAAGCAGUAUUCACUAUUGUUUUGACAGGAGACACAAUAAAGAAUGAGGGAAGGAUUUUUCACUUAUACAGCAGGCUGGAGAUUACUAGACUGGCAGCUUUGGGUUAACCUCUGUUUUUUCAAAUACACAACUGAAAUGCAUUGCUGAUUUGGUCAUUGAAUUGACCCAGGAAGCUUUUGCUGAGGAAGAGAGAGAGGCAGCAGGGACUAAUGGGGAUCAGCCUGGAUUUUUGGGAAGCGGCUCAAGACUGAAAAGAAAAUCCCGAGUUUUUUUGUUUGUACAUUUGUCAAGCAAAAACAAUAUCCCAAACAGUACAGCACAUGUCCCAAACGUAUUGCCCAAAUAGUUAAAAUGCCUGUUUCCUUGGUUUCCUUUCUCUUUUGGUUACAAAUGUAAGGAAUAGAAAAAAAAAACCUGUUUUUUUCAGGCUGACAGUCCAAUUAAAGAGGUAGAUGGGACCUUGCAUGGUAUAGAUUAGAAGUAAUAGUGUCAGUGAGAUACAGUGAGUCUUUGUGAGUCCGUGUGUCAUCGUUUUGGGCACUGUUUUUUAUGCAAGGGCAAAAUCUUUGUAUCUGGGGGAAAAAAACAACUUUUUUUAAAUUAAAAAGAAAAAAAGAUAUUGAGGUCUUCCUAGUGUUACUUAAAAUAAGAUCAAGGUAAGAAACAUUGUAAAAAUUACAAAAGUGCUAUUUGUUUCCUAAACAAGUGAUUUCUAUUAAAAAGGUGUCAGAACUGGAGAAAAUGCUGUGUACUUAGAAUUUUUUAACACAGAUUUUGCUUAUGAUAUUGCCAUUCUGCUGUGUUUCUGUUUGAAAAUGCCUGGGGGUAGGUGUCCAGAGAUUGUCAUGCCAUUCAAAUAGCCUGCAAGUUUAAACUGUAUCCAAUCUGCAACCCUUCCUUCAACUGGGGGAAUCUCUCCUCUGUUACUUCUCUUAAUUAUCUCAUGUGCUGAAAAGCAUUGGCAGCAUUAAAACACCUUUUAUUCUAUUGCAAUACCACACCUGGACUACUAAGACCGUGAACAUGGAGUUUCAUGUUGCAUUUGCUUCUGGGUAGCUCAGCUUGUCUUAUCUUCUGGGACAAAUUGUCAUAGUAAUUUCAUGCUAUAAAAAUGCUGAUGCUGGACAUCAAAUGAGUAUCUGAAAGUUUUGUAUAUAAGUGCAGUCAGCCAACCUUUUAUAGCCAUUUAUAUCAGUGGCAGCACUUGUCUGGCCAUAACUCAUCGCAGACUUGGCCCCAGCAUUAUCCAGGUACAUGCAAGCAGAACUCUUCUUUCAGCCUACAAGUGAUGAUAAUGACAUGUUUUCACUAUUCUCUGUUGAAGAACUAUGCAUCCUAAUGCACUUUAUUUACAUACUCAUCUGAAUUUUAUUGCUGUCAUACCCAUAUUAUUGCAGCAGUUUCAUUGCUUUUUUUUCAGUCUCCAUUCUUGUCCCUCAAGGACUCUUCCAGCUCCAACAGCACUAAGUUAUUCUUGCUGUCCAGCGGCUGAUCUUGUAUUCUUAUACUUAAAAGUUGAAGCGUAAGGAUUCUUGUCAAAAAGUCAGGCCUUGCUGUCAACUGUCGGUACGUUGUAGUGAAGUUAGUACAUUUCUAAGGACCAGAUAUCACUAGUCAGCAGACGGCAGCCAGUCAUGCACAGUGCAAACAACUUGUUUUACAAUGAUGCACAGAGCAAAAUAUAAUUGGACCACCAGUUUGACAUUGUACCCCAUACCAGGCCAAAUGCAGCCCACCAGAUUCUUAAUAAAACUCCUGGUAUUGUUGCCUGCCUGGGAGUAUAAUAAAUUUGGUGAUGGGUUGUGUUUGGGUUGCUGGGUCACAAGAUGUGCAGGACCAGAUCAAGACACUUUUGAGGACAAUGGAUGAAAAUACAUAAGCCCUCACACUGCAAGGUGCAGGAAGAAGCCCGUUAUCUUUUGCAGGUUGAACAUCUGUUGGCCACUGAUCUAUGCAGGUGGAUGAGAUGUUUUAUUUUUGUUGUUCCCUUCUGCAAGUGGCCCUUCCUUCCCCUCACUGUAUCCUUGUAUUCCUUUUCUUGCCCUCCUGGGAGCAUUACUUCAUUUAGGAUGGCCAAACAUUCAUGGAUUUGGGAAGUGGCCAUGAUGACCUCUUAGCCUAUGAUGUAAAGUGAGCAGAACUCAUUUCAUAAUAAACAUCGAGCAGCAGCCAAAAACAGUGGGCCCCUGUUGAAUUCUUCCCCUCUUUUGCAUGUAGUAAAUCUUGUAUAAUGCAAUUACAUCAAGUCAUGGUAAGUUCUGCUACGCAUUGCAUACUGGGCAAGAACUCAGUCAGAAGCUGCUAUUUUGAGGGGCAGCCCUUUGUUUAUCAGGAGGAAUAGUUUUGCUCUAAGAAGAUGGGGAUUGCCUGCUACCUUUCACUUUUAAACUUUUAAAAAAUGUUGCCUCAGCAAAGAAGCAUUAAUAUGCUUUCUUUAUGGCCUCACAAGGAGUUCCUUUAUGUCUUUUCCCCUUCAUAAGGGAAAAUGCUGGGGUCUAACUUUUCAUUGUAACAAGUCUCCCAAGUGUUGGGAAACUGCUUUGGAUUUAUCCCGGAUCAUCUGUCUCCUUUUGUGUCUUUGGCUUCCCCUGCCUAGUAACAUCACUAAUAUAACUUUGCUGAGCCUGCAGCAUUGCAGUGAUCACCCAUUAUUAUUUUUAAGUAGCAAAAGCACACAAUGCUAUUCUCUAACCUGUCCACCAUUUUGUGACCUUUAACUUUGUAAUUGCUCUGUUACUCUGUGCAUCCCUGAGCUGGAAUCACAGCCAGCUAGGUUUAAGAGAGAAAAGGAGAACUAAUCAGCAAGGCUAUUCCCCCUUUCUGUGGGUGUCAUGCAGAUGGAAUAUUGUUGCUGGAUUCAACUUGUAGAAAUCCAGCACAAAGGAUAAAAAAACUUUGGGCAUGUUUUGUCUGGUUGUGUGGAAUGGGUGAACACGUGAUUUGCUGAACAGGAAAGCUCUGGUGUGUAAAGCUCCGUAGUGUAUUUCUAAUUUUCUCUUACCUUGAGAAUUGUGCUCGGAAUGUAGGGGAGCCACAGGGCAUUUGUGUAUCAGGAUAAGACACAGCCUUUCUUGUUGGAUAACAGAUUACCAUCCUAACUGAUUUUGUUAGAUUUGUCAGUACUCUGUUGCAAAAAUUACUAGGGUUGUGUCAAUGCCAGGAAUGAGCCAGAGAAAUACAUAUUUCAGAAUCGCUAGUACUUAUGAGAGUAUAUUUGAGUUCCUAGUACCGGAGCUGAAGACUGAUUAGUUGCUUGCAAUUAGCCUGGCUCAUUUCCCCCUCUCCUAAACAUUCUGCAGCUCUGCCCACUGCCACAUUGGCUUGUUUCGGGCAUGCUGAGUGAAGUGCGUGCUUUCUUCUAAACAUGUGCUGGUGCUGCAAAUCUUGGAAUUGGCUGUGCAUAUUUGAGGGUUCAUCUGGAAGUUUUAAUUUAGUUACCUGCAAUGUGAAGAUUGAAAUAAUGGAUCGUGUGGGCAGACCCACUUGGGAGAAUUGCAGUUGUGCAACACUCUGUUAAGGUUUGGGGCGUUUGCAUUAAGCAUAGUCCAUGCAUUUAUUAGUGCAAAUUACAAAGUAGUAGAUUGUGGUUGCAUAAGUACCUCAGAUCUGCGAUGUCUUGAGGCCCAACAACACAAUUCUUCUUUGUUGGUGCAGCACUGUGUACUACAUUAACUUUUACUGUUUUUAUUCCACUUCUUUCAAGGCAUUUAAUUCUGAUUAUCAUUAACUCGUCCCUUAAAUCCACCUAAAAUGUGAUCACAAGUAAGGCAUUUCCAUAGUUACCCUGUCCUUUAUUUCUCCUUUGAAGUUUCUGGAUUGGAUCCUGAUUUAUUCUAGAUCAACUGCACUUUCCUGCCCCCUCCAGAAAAUGCUAUAGAGAGUCAGGAGACCCUGCUGAAUGGGGUGAGCUGUGGCAUGGGGGAAUCCCUAAGGAUGGGGCAGAGGGACAUUCCACAAGCAUAGGCCCUUGUUCUUGCAGAAGACAGAUGUUGAAUCCAACCUUGUCUUAGUUUUGUGCCCUUAAUCCAGCACUG
Molecule: messenger RNA, 7211 nt
Organism: Elgaria multicarinata webbii
Lineage: Eukaryota; Metazoa; Chordata; Lepidosauria; Squamata; Anguidae
Gene: PHF21A
Product: PHD finger protein 21A
Exons: 18
Coding region: 597-2615 (672 amino acids)
Biological process (GO): negative regulation of transcription by RNA polymerase II
Cellular component (GO): histone deacetylase complex
Molecular function (GO): chromatin binding
Source: RefSeq, a predicted model, not a curated record